UCCUAAUGUGCCUCCAGAAACAGCGACUCAAGAGAUGGAUUCUGUAGCAGAGUACCUUAGCGUACUAAGCAUGGCUUUAGGAGACUGGUUCCAGUAACUGGCAUGCUUUCAGAGUUGAAUUUUAGGCAUUGUAGCGUUUCACUUGCGAUAAUAUUUGGGGUUGUUUUCAAAAGUGGAGGAGCGGCAGCGGCUGGUCUCGUUAGCAACUGUCGCACGCGCAGUGUAACCACGGAAACACAAGUAUCAUGGCGCCGCGACCAUUUAAAUCACAAACCUGCCACACAAUUUUGUAAAAAUGGAAGACCAAGCACUGACUAAAACUCGACCUAAUUCUUCAGAGUUUUCGACCGAGUCCCCAGAAAGCCUGUCCAGCACCCACAGAGCUGCGGAUGUGUCUCCUGACUGUGGUUCGGAUGUCCGGAGUCCCUCACAGACCCGGUGUGCCAGGAAGGAGUUCAUAAUGAUGUCUCCACAAGAAAAGCUCAAACACUUUGACAGCCGGGCUCAGGCCAGUGAGAACAACCAGGAGUUUGAUGCUUCCGUUCAGGAUCUGGUGCGCUGCGUGGCUCUAACAAGGCUAGUAUAUGGGGAGGGACACCUGAAAGUGGCCCAGGCCCAUGCCAGGCUGGCUAAAGCAUAUUUCUGUUUCAAAGGCUGGGCAUUGCAGGCCCAGGAGCACUCAGUCCUGGCUAAAGAACUGCUACCGUUCUGCUCUACCAUCUCCUCCUGCAAGCCUGAAAAUUUAGAGGUUCUCACAUGUCUUCUGGACAUACACCUCACACAGGGAGGUGCUUCACUUCUUACAGACAAUUUUGUGGAGGCAGAAUCGUCUUUCCUGGAGGCAGAGCACAUUAUUGAGGAGCUUCAUCAACAAAAUGUUGUCAGCCAGGAAGAGAAGAUAAAGACUCAGCUGGAAAUCUCCACUGGUCUAUGCAGGGUCUAUAAGAGACAGAACAGACCAGAGGCAGCCUUGAGCCAGUGUGAGAAGUCUCUGCAACUGCUGAAGGAUUGUAGUAAGCCAGAAAAGGCUUGCUCUGUCUACAAGGACAUGGCUGCCAUCGAACAAGACAGAGGUCAUUUGGACCAAGCCAUAGAGCUUCUUUCCAAGGCUCAUUCCAUUGCUAUGAGUCACAACCCAGAGGAGCUAGAGGGGGCUCAGAUCUCCCACAGCCUGGCCCUCAUCCUCUCUGCUGCAGCAGAGCCCCAUCACAAUGACUCUGCAGGACACUACUUUGAGCAGAGUCUAAGUGCAUACAAGAAGUGUGCAGGUCCACUGGAUCCAGCCUUUCUUAAUGCCCAAGACGACUUUUGUCGCUUUCUCCUCACGAACGGACAGCAAGAGAAGUGUGUAGAGAUCCAGAGAACUAGUCUUGAUUCUAAAAGAUCUGCAUUUGGUGACGUGAGUGCUGAGGUCGCAGACACUCUUCUGCUUAUUGGAAGUGUGGAAAUGACUGAAGGCAAGAUGAACCAGGCCCACAGGACAAUGACAAAGUGCCUGAAGAUCCAGAGUUUGUUGUAUGGUCCUCAGCACAAAAAGACGAAAGCCAUACAGAAGGCUGUGGACAUGCUUGCUCGGGCACCAGAGGUGGCUGAGAGACUGCAGAGGCAAGAUGAAAUCGGUCCCUUUGGAUUUACACCUGCAAGAGUUGAUAACAGAACCGACUGUGGUCCCGAAGGCACUGAGGACUUACUGCGAAAACUUACCAUGAUUGAAAGAGAAACUGUCGCUGUUACAGGGUUUGGACCUUUCAGACAGUUCUUGGAGAACCCCAGCUGGAAAGCAGCUCAGGGAUUGAAGUCAGCUGGACUGGGGAACAGGAUUGAUGUUUACAUCAAGGAGGUACCAGUGACUUACGUUAAAACCCAAAAGAUUAUAGAGGAACUCUGGAGAACUGUUAACCCAAAGUUUGCAGUCCAUCUGGGUGUAGCCAGAGGUUCCAGUGCUGUCAUUUUGGAACAAACAGGGAAGAACAGCGGCUACAGAGACAGAGAUGUGUGCGGCUUCUGUCCUGAAAAUCACUGCUGUGUCGAAGGCGGACCAGAGAAACUGGACUCGGUCAUCAACAUGAGAGCCGUUUCCAAGUUCUUCAAACAAUCCGGGAUGGAUGUGAUUUAUUCCAGAGACGCUGGCAGGUACCUGUGUGAUUUUGCGUAUUACUUGUCCCUGUAUCACGGUCAGAGGAAAGCAGUCUUCAUCCACGUGCCCUCUUCUGGCAGCCUGGCCUCAGCUGACAGACUGGUACCUCUGCUGCUGACCCUCAUUCAGACGAUGCUCCAACAGCUUGAGGGUCCUUCAGAAACAGCAUGAGUGGUCUCGCUGUCGUCUCGAACCACCUCUGCAGCUGGGUGCCAGCUCCUCUCCACACACAGGAAUUAUGGGUAAGGCUUUCCUAAGCACGCGCCUCUCUUCAGACUCUGAAGCAGCAGGUGGGGGUGGGUGGCUCUGACUUGUUUUUCAGCAGCGCAGGAAGUGUCUCAAAGUUGACGUUCAGAUGUCCAAACCCGGGCGGCAGAGACCUCCCAUGAAAAGACAUGUAAUGCUUGGAGCUGGGCCGACGCACCACAGUAACCUAUCUGCAUAGCCCUGCCUGUCGAAAACUCCUGCCCCACCAUCUGUUGCUGUGCACGAGGUUUGUUGCUGCAAAUUUAGAAAACAAACAUUGCAGUAAAUCCUGACUUGUUGUCAGCAUCCUGUCACUCACAGCACACAUGACCCAUGUUAUUGCCAUUAGGCUAAAUUGACUUACAGAUGACCUGCCACUUUUGUGCACAAGCAGUGUAUGUGAUGUUUGAGAACGACUCCACUUGUUCUUCAGCUGGCGUAAAGAGAACUCCUUAAGUUCGAACCCCACCUGUUUUAGACUCUUUUCUUACUUUUUAUGAUCACUGGUGUUCCUUUACCUGUUUACACACAUUUGGCACAGUGAAUUCCAUUUUAAUGUACCAAAUGUGCUGUUUAAAUACAGCUCGACUCACAGAGCAGCAACCAUUGGGUUGCAAAGAUGGCACCUCGGAUGUCUGCCUCACUAAUACUUUUUUUAUGUUUAUUUGCUCUGGUUAUCUUGUCAUCUUGUGCUUGUGUCACCCUGUAUAUUUAUCAACUUCUCUGUCUUAAAUUCUAGUGGGAGCUAAUAUGAGUCAAAUUCCCUUUGUGCCAGAGUACUUUGCCAAAAAAGCAGAUUCUGAACUUUUGUGACCAAAAAAUGGUGUUACAAGCAAAUAUCUGGUAGUGUUGCUGUCAAAGUUGUGUACACAUGUAGACACUGCCAAAUUUUCAUGAAAGAGAUGAGCCAAAAAACCUUGAUAAAAUCAGAAACAGACAUGAUUUUGGGCCAAGUGUGAGUGCGGAGCAGUCUCCAAACAUCUAUGCUAAACGCUUAAUAAACCCGAACAAGAAUCUCUUGCAACACAACUAAAAAAUGCUCUGGUCUUUGUUAAACACAUGCAACAUCCCCAGUGUCAUGAAAACCUUGAUGUAUAAUAGCCCUGUAAGUGAUACUGCACAUUCCACAGUAAAUCACAAUGUUUAAUAUGA
Acanthochromis polyacanthus (spiny chromis) is the source of this 3535-nucleotide messenger RNA. RefSeq names its product tetratricopeptide repeat domain 23 (gene ttc23). Gene Ontology annotation, molecular function: pyroglutamyl-peptidase activity; protein binding. The record is from RefSeq and is a predicted model, not a curated record. The coding region runs from base 296 to 2308 and encodes 670 amino acids. Gene Ontology annotation, cellular component: cytosol. Lineage: Eukaryota; Metazoa; Chordata; Actinopteri; Pomacentridae. Gene Ontology annotation, biological process: proteolysis. The transcript has 18 exons.